CCUGCAUCCCGGGUCAUCCUGCCGCAGGGCCCGGGCCCUCCCGCCGCGGCCAUGGACAAGUACCAGGUGCUGGGGCUGGUGGGGGAAGGCAGCUACGGGGUGGUGACCAAGUGCAGGAACAGGGAGAACGGGCGGAUCGUGGCCGUCAAGAAGUUCCUGGAGAGCGACGACGACGCGGCGGUGAGGAAAAUCGCCCUGAGGGAAAUCAAACUGCUCAAGCAACUCCGGCACGAGAAUCUGGUGAACCUGCUGGAUGUGUGUAAAAGGAAGAAGCGGUGGUACCUGGUGUUUGAAUUUGUGGAUCACACGGUGCUCGAUGACCUCGAGGCCUCUCCCAGUGGACUGGACUACGACAGGGUUCGGAAAUACUUGUUUCAGAUUAUGAGAGGAAUUGCCUUUUGUCACAGCCAUAAUAUAAUCCACCGGGAUAUUAAGCCAGAAAACAUACUGGUUUCCCAGUCAGGAGUUGUGAAACUCUGCGACUUCGGAUUUGCCCGGCCCUUGGCAACUCCUGGGGAAGUUUACACAGACUACGUGGCUACCCGCUGGUACAGAGCCCCGGAGCUGCUGGUGGGGGAUAGCAAAUACGGCAGGCCUGUGGACGUGUGGGCUGCUGGCUCCCUCAUUACAGAAAUGCUUACAGGAGAGCCCCUUUUCCCUGGAGACUCAGACAUUGACCAGCUCUUCCAUAUCACCAAGUGUCUGGGUAACUUAAUUCCAAGACAUCAGGAAUUAUUCUAUAAAAACCCCCUCUUUGCUGGCAUGAAGUUGCCUGAGGUGAAGGAGCUCGAAUCCCUGGAGAAACGCUAUCCCAAGCUCCCUCCUGCUGCACUGGAUUUAGCCAAGGAGUGCUUGCAGAUGGACCCAGACAAGAGACCAUCCUGUGCCGAGCUCCUGCAGGGCGAUUUCUUCAACGAGGAUGGCUUUGCUGAAAGAUUUACUCAGGAGCUUAAACAAAAGAUCCAGAAAGAUGCCAGAGACCAUCACUUCCAAAAAAAAUAUAAAAUCAAUAAAAGGGACAAAGACGAUGUUUUAGAAGAAAGAAAAAUUACCAGCGUCCAGGAUUUCAGCAUGGCACCAAGGACCAAAGAUGGAAAGCUGAUAAAGCCCAAGCCCUGUAAAGCUGAUGCAGAGAAAGCAGAUCAAUCCUCCAAGCUGGGCUUCCUCUAUGACAGUACAGCCAACCCAUUUAAAUUCAGCCCUCAGACCAACCUGAGAGAUUCCAGCAGCAGCUUGGACUACGCCAAGAACCCAGGCACAGUUAUCCCUCCCAUCAACCAGAACUUCUCUCCUACUUUUGGGAUGGGUUCUGGGCCUGGGAACCUUAAUUACAGACUUGAUGAAAAGAGUAAAAAAUACUUGAACCCUUUGCUAAAGGCACGGAAGCCUUCUCCACUGGCCCGUUGCAGUGUCAGCUUGACACCGGUUACUAAUGAGAAACCCAUUCUUCAGGCAAGUAAGAAAAAAUGGGAAUACCUCAAGACAAAUGUGCGUUUGCCAGAACUAAGUCAUCUCCCCGAGCUGAGAGGUGCGGAAGCUCGGCAUCCUAGAUUUCUGAAAAAGGAAAAUGGAACAUUUGCAGAGUCCCGAGUCCCCUCCCUCGCUGCUAUCGACCUUCAUAGCUCAAGUCUGGCUUCACAGCAGCUGUCAGGGACCUUGAUGCCAGAUGCAUCAGAAGCCAACUUCCCCAGGGUGGAGCACUAGCCCAGGGGAGAGGGUCACACCUGCCUGUAAAAGGUGACUGAGCAGUGGGAACAAUCCAUCUGAGUUUCCAGGGGCUAAAGCUGCCAGGUCUGUCUGCAGGGG
Messenger RNA from Cinclus cinclus, 1806 nucleotides. It is a transcript of the gene CDKL2, whose product is annotated as cyclin dependent kinase like 2. The record is from RefSeq and is a predicted model, not a curated record. Gene Ontology annotation, biological process: protein phosphorylation. The coding region runs from base 52 to 1704 and encodes 550 amino acids. The transcript has 13 exons. Gene Ontology annotation, molecular function: ATP binding; cyclin-dependent protein serine/threonine kinase activity. Lineage: Eukaryota; Metazoa; Chordata; Aves; Passeriformes; Cinclidae. Gene Ontology annotation, cellular component: nucleus.